AUGGCUGAUCCCUACCCCAAUUACUUGAUCAAUAAUGGAGGCUUCAAACUCAACCCUACUAACCACUUCACCACCACCACAGCCACCCCGUCACCGCCAUCAUCAUCGUCGUCGUCUUCGUCUUCGCUGGCACGCAACAACUACAGCUUCAACUUCUACUUCACAAACAAUUACGGAUACCCGCCUUCUCCGCCCACUUCGCCGCCGCUCAAGGAAGCCCUUCCCCUCCUCGGCCCCCGGCCAGGCGAUGCUUCCAUGGAUCUCGACACCAACACGAAGAAGAACGACGAGUCUUUAUUGGGCGUCACUCUGAAUUUGGGCCUUCCAACGACUUCUGCUUGUGCCGACUUCACGGAUUCCGGCAAGGACGAUGAGGAGGAGGAGGCUUCCGGCGUUAGUGUGGCCGCAGCGGCAGCCGUGGGCCCGAUUAACAAGGGCCAGUAUUGGAUCCCGAGCCCGGCUCAGAUUCUAAUAGGCCCGACCCAGUUUUCCUGCCCGCUUUGUUUCAAGACUUUUAAUAGGUACAAUAACAUGCAGAUGCACAUGUGGGGCCACGGGUCCCAGUACCGUAAAGGACCCGAAUCCCUGAGAGGCACGCAGCCAACUGCCAUGCUGAGGCUCCCGUGCUACUGUUGCACCCCCGGCUGCCGCAACAACAUCGACCACCCACGGGCCAAGCCCCUCAAGGACUUCCGCACCCUUCAGACCCACUACAAAAGGAAGCACGGCAUCAAGCCCUUCGUCUGCCGCAAAUGUGGCAAGGCCUUUGCCGUGCGCGGUGACUGGCGCACCCACGAGAAAAACUGCGGGAAGCUGUGGUACUGUGCGUGCGGCUCGGAUUUCAAGCACAAGAGGUCCCUCAAGGAUCACAUCAAGGCCUUCGGGGAUGGACACGGGGCCUAUGGGGUCGACUCGUUCGAGGAUGACGAGCAGUCGUCCGAAAUCGAGCAUUGA
Molecule: messenger RNA, 954 nt
Organism: Striga hermonthica
Lineage: Eukaryota; Viridiplantae; Streptophyta; Magnoliopsida; Lamiales; Orobanchaceae
Source: the annotation of a GenBank genome assembly